Messenger RNA from Daucus carota subsp. sativus, 2053 nucleotides. RefSeq lists its product as uncharacterized. The coding region runs from base 180 to 1703 and encodes 507 amino acids. The record is from RefSeq and is a predicted model, not a curated record. Gene Ontology annotation, cellular component: membrane; Golgi apparatus. Gene Ontology annotation, biological process: transport. The transcript is spliced from 5 exons. NCBI's taxonomy places the organism in Eukaryota, Viridiplantae, Streptophyta, Magnoliopsida, Apiales, Apiaceae.
GAUUUCAGCACGCGUACGAGAUACACAGAGAGUGAAGGCGCGUAAGAAGAGCACAGCUGCCAUCUCCGAUCACUGUCUCACUCCCGUUUGCUUCAGCUUAACUCCUAAAUCUCUCUCUCUCUCUCCAUCUCUCUCCACGCUUCUCUCUCGAAUCCCUGUCUCUCUCCCUCAGCACACAAAUGUCGGCUUCAACUAAACUCUCCCACUACUUCAUUGUAAUUGCAUCUCUACUAGCAAUCUCAGCCGUUGGAUCAGCAGUAGCAUCAAUACACACCUACCGUCGAGAUCCGUUUCGAGAAGUCGGUAGCUCAUAUCUCGUCUCCGGCGGCAGCGAAGGCAUCGUCUACUCCACCAAUGGCUCCUCUUAUAUCCAAUUCCAGAAUAUCACAUUUUUGAGGAGUAGAGCAGCGGCAGAUCACCAUCCAAAGGUGUCCCAUAGUACUGGGUUGGUACAAAUUGUAAUUUUUGAAGCAGCUGAUCGUGAUAAUAUUGGUGGUUCACCUUAUGGUGGACAGAGGUCCAUCUGUUGUACCCCCGAUCUUGCUAAGCUGGAAGGUUGUAAACAAGGUGAAGUCAUUAGAAUACCUUCUGCAAGUGAUAAUAAUUGGCCCAUUGUCUUGAAUGUUCAUUUUAGUGGGAGGCAUAUGGCGACCCAUUUGAGAAAUACAAAGAUCCAAAUCACAAAAACUGGAAUGUACAACUUAUUUUUUAUAUCAUGUGACCCUGAACUCAAGGGAAUGACCCUGAGUGGAAGAACUGUAUGGAAAAAUCCUGAUGGUUAUUUACCUGGACGGAUGGCUCCUCUCAUGAAGUUUUAUGUGAUUAUGUCUCUUGCAUAUGUGAUGCUUUGUCUCAUAUGGUUUGUCCAGUACGUGCGAUUUUCAAAUGAUGUAUUGCAACUUCAGCAUUGGAUUACAAUUGUUAUUGCUUUGGGAUUGUUCGAGAUGAGUCUUUGGUAUUUUGAGUAUGCGCACUUCAACAACACAGGAACAAGGCCUGUUGGAAUUACAACUUGGGUAGUCACAAUUGGAGCUAUAAGGAAAACUCUUACGCGCCUUCUCAUACUCUCUGUCUCAAUGGGAUAUGGGGUUGUUCGUCCUACUCUUGGUGGUUUUACUGCUAAAGUGAUGCUUCUUGGAGUUACUUACUUUUUGGCAUCUGAGUUGCUAAAUAUUACCGAGUAUGUGGGCACCAUAAAUGAUAUCUCAGGAAGAGCAAGAGUUUUCUUUGUCCUUCCUGAAGCUUUGCUGGAUGCAUUUCUUAUUCUAUGGAUUUUUACUUCCCUCUCAAAGACACUGGAGCAACUGCAGGCGAAGAAAAGCUCAGUCAAGUUGGAUAUAUACAGGAAAUUUUCAAAUGCCUUGGCAGUCACUGUCAUUGCUUCGGUUGCUUGGAUAGUAUAUGAGGUUUACUUCAAAGCAACAGAUCCUUUUAAUGAGAGAUGGCAAAGAGGUUGGAUCAUUAGUGCUUUUUGGGACAUCCUUGCUUUGCUAUUGCUCUGUGUUAUCUGCUAUCUAUGGGCCCCAUCACAAAGCUCUCAGCGGUAUGCAUAUUCUGAGAAGGUCGAUGAAGAAGAUGAAGAAGCUCAAACCUUGUUCAAAGGCGAUAUAAAUUUAGUCAAACUGGACCGAAGGGAUAGUGGAGAAGGCACAAAUAGUUUUGAUGGAGAAGAUGAUGAAGAAGAAGAGGGUAAGAGGGAGUAAUUAAGAAGUGUCCUGAUUGGGAGAAUCUUCUGUAUAGAUGACGCAGAGGAAUUUUUUGCUGCAACAGACUUAAGAACCGCCUGCCAACUUGUGAAUUUUACUUGAAGAAUAUAGAUUUUUUUUUUCUCUUCCUAUUUUUUUUAAUAGUUACAGUUGUCCCCAUUGUUAGGUGCGUAGGGGGAUUUGAGGCCGGAGGUACUUGGUUGUAUUUGUUACAUUUGGCGCUUAUGAACAAGAAUGUUUAUUAAAGUGAACACCAACUUUGUUUUGUAAUUACACCUGUGAUCAAGAGAAGUCUGUAAUGUAAAUUACUCGUGUUUUCUAUAUUAGCAAGAUCAGAAGUUCGACAA